CCUCAACUCGCUCCCUCUUUCAUCACCCCGCCCCAUUCUCCCGCUUUCAACCCGCCUCAUUCUCCCCUCUUUCCAUCAACCCUCCCCAUUCUCCUCUUUCCAUCACCCCGCCCCUUCUCCCGCUUUCCAUCACCCCGCCCCAUUUUCCCUCUUUCCAUCACCCCGCCCCAUUCUCCCGCCUCCAUCACCCCGCCCCAUUCUCCCGCUUUCCAUCACCCCGCCCAUAUCUUCUCCGCUUUCCAUCACCCUCAACAUUCUCCCGCUUUCAUCACCCCGCCCAAUUUCCCUCUUUCAUCACCCCGCCCAUUCUCCCUCUUUCCAUCACCCCGCCCCAUUCUCCCCUUCCCUCACCCGCCCCAUUUUCACUCUUUCCAUCACCCCUUCCAUUCUCCCGCUUUCAUCACCCCGCCCCAUUCUCCCCCGCUUUCCAUCACCCCGCUCCCUUCUCUCCCGCUUUCCAUCACCCGCCCCAUUCUCCCGCUUUCCAUCACCCCGCCCCAUUCUCCUCCUUCCAUCACCCCGCCCCUGUUAUAG
Messenger RNA from Closterium sp. NIES-65, 534 nucleotides. The record is from the annotation of a GenBank genome assembly. NCBI's taxonomy places the organism in Eukaryota, Viridiplantae, Streptophyta, Zygnematophyceae, Desmidiales, Closteriaceae.